Molecule: messenger RNA, 4786 nt
Organism: Polyodon spathula (Mississippi paddlefish)
Lineage: Eukaryota; Metazoa; Chordata; Actinopteri; Acipenseriformes; Polyodontidae
Product: lysine-specific demethylase 3A-like
Biological process (GO): regulation of transcription by RNA polymerase II
Cellular component (GO): histone deacetylase complex; chromatin
Molecular function (GO): histone H3K9 demethylase activity; chromatin DNA binding; transcription coregulator activity
Source: RefSeq, a predicted model, not a curated record
AAAGUAAACAAGCCACAUUAUGCACAUGCAUACAUAGUGAUCUCUAUGGAAGGCCAUCUGGGUCAAAUGCAUUGUGCUGCUUAAUGAUUUUUAAGUAGAUUGUAUAUGUUGUAUAUUUUUUGUGCAACGAUCUGUUAUGUGGAAUCUGUUAUAAAUUCCCUCCUUCAUUGUACAACGCCAUCUUCAUGUUUGUUUUAUUUGAAGUGUUUAAAGUUAUAUUUCAAUUUUUGGUUUGCUUGUUCAGCUACACAAAGGCCCAAGUAAACCUCAUGUCAUUACUUCAUGGCAACAGGUCUAUGGCCACUGUUUACCGUGAAGAAAUGGCAAGGAAUUAAAAUAAGUAAAAUGAGGUGUCAACUUUUAUGCCCUAUUUAUUUCAGGAAUAAACAAAACAACAUUUAACCUGAACUGUUAUUUUGCAUCCUUUGUUUUGUACUUAAUUCACUGGAGUAAAGUGAGUCCCACACAACAUAGUCUUUACUCCUGGGACACUUUUUCUAUUUAAAGUGUUGCAUAUUGUAAGGUCGUACUAUAAAAUAAAGGCAAAAGCGCUGGCCACGCUGAUCCGACUUUCUCACAAUUUGAUUUGCUCUUGUAAUGCUGACAUUUGCAUAUCCCAAUUACAACAUUAUAUAUACACCCAUAUGUUUAUGGCUUUAUCAAUAAACAAUAUGUUACAUAUUUUAAUAUUUCAGCAGAAACCGCCAGUGGGAAAAGGAGGUCUAGUAAAAAUGUAACUGACCUUGAAGCAAAAAAAGGAAGAUUUUGCUGCGAGUUCUCGACAGAAAGACAAACCCAGUCUACUAAGGCUGAAACCAAAGACUCAAAUGAAAGAGCAAUGGGUUUUCCCACAGCAGCAUACAAUGGAGACAACGACAGGUCCAUGUUUAUGAAGGAGCAGCCUAGACCUGUGGAGGCACAGACUGGAGUUCAUGAGAAAUUAAAGGCAUUCUGUCUUCUAAAUCAGCAAGUGACCAUGCCAUCAAUUCCUUCUCAUGUCAGCGGGGUACUACUGGGAAGCACUGCUUCAACUCCUGGAACAAAAGAAAGAUUGCAACAAACACCCCUGCCAGCACACUCGCCUCCCAGCAUCCAAGUGGAAACUCCUCCAGGAGCUGCACCCCAGAAUGAAAAUCAUUUUCUAAAGGAUAUGUGUGAACCCAGCAGAGGAUUACAACCAAACUCUUUGUUUCGAACGGAGUUCAGCAAAACACAGAAUCCAGUUGAAGCAGCAUUUACCUCGUUUUUCACACAACAAGCUACCAGUAAGAAGCUGCAGCAAAUACAGUCAAACACAGGCAGCUUCCUGACCAUACAAGCAAGCCAUGUGAACCACAGUUUCAACCUCAGUAACUCUAAAGUGGAGAUGGCCCCUCCACCAUCCCUGGAGCUGAGAAAAUUGUUUGAAACAAGUUGUCAUGCGCAGAAACAAACAGGAUACCCAAAUCUUCUGAAUGGUACAUCUUCUAAACGUACUGAACAAGCAGUGGGGUGUCCUGCAAACCAGGAGCAAUGUAAUCAAAGCACUGUACCGAAUGCGCGCCAGCUUUGUAAUAUUGAAGACAGAAACGUUACACGCCCCCCUGCGUGUGGUGAUAAAGAGAGCUCCUGGAAUCACUUAAAUGGGAAAACUCUGGACAAUCAAUGGGAGCUAAGGCAAAAGUCGGAGGAGGAGGAUGACAAAGAUGUACUAAAGGCUUUGCUUGAGAGUGGCAGUCCUGCUGGCAUUAACGCAAAGGCCUCUAAAUCGAUUUUGAACGAUGCUGAGGAAGUGAAGAGACUGCAGAGAUCUGGAGAGUGCUUUCUUCAGGAUGCUUCCUGCAAUAGCAUCGCUCCUCAGCUUCAUAAGUGUAGAGAAUGCCGUCUGGUCAACUACCGCAAGAAAAGCCGCAGUGAUGAGGAUGGUUCUGUCUUCUGCAGGUUCUUCCAUUUCAGAAGGCUGCAGUUCACUAAGCAUGGUGUUCUGCGGGAGGAUGGUUUUUUGACCCCAGACAAGUAUGACUCUAAAGCACUCAGCCUCUGGAUGCCUCAGCCUAGCCGUGUGAAAGGACUGGAUUUGGAAACUUCCAAGUAUAUAUUGGCCAACAUUGGGGAUCAAUUUUGUCAGCUGGUCAUGCAAGAGAAAGAAAUUAUGGCUUCAAUAGAGCCAUAUAAGGAAAUUGUUUGGAAGCGUGCAGAGGGUGUACGGGACAUGUGUGAUGUCUGUGACACCACUCUCUUCAAUAUCCACUGGGUUUGUCCAAAGUGUGGCUUUGGAGUGUGUCCAGACUGCUUCAGGAUAAAAAAGAGCAACAACUCAGAUGAUACGAGAGCAGAUGUUUUCUCUUGGAUGAGGUGUGUGAAGGGGCAGCUGCAUGAACCUGAUAACUUGAUGCCAACGCAGAUCAUUCCUGGAACAGCGCUGUAUGAUGUUGGUGACAUUGUUCAUUCUGUGAGAGGAAAAUGGGGAAUCAAAGCAAACUGUCCCUGUUCAAACAGACACAGCAAAACCAGUCCAAAACCAGCUGUAAAGGAAGAGCAGAAACAGCAGAAUGUAAUCGCUGCCAUAAGUCUCUCAUUGAGGCCUUUAUUUCACAAGCAGCCCAGUGACUUGGUCCCUAGCACUUCAACCAAGACAACUGACACAGCAACAAACCCAGCAAGCAGCAUCCUGCACCAAAACCCUUUCAGCUGGAUAACGGAAUUUGCAAAUCCGAGUGUAAACAAAGAAAAUAAAGAUAAAGUUCUCGCCUCAACAGUAAAGAAUGAAAGCAAAGCAAGCAGUUUAUUUCCAUCUCUCAAUUGUUUUCUUGCCAAGCCUGGUUCCACCCUUCAGACCUUUAACAGUCUGGUUUUAACACCAGUGACCAACAGUAAUACAGGCAGCCUGCGCAGCUUAUUGAAUGGAGGACAGACUGACAGUGGACAGAAGAGCAGACCAAAAAUCCUUGAUGACAUCUUUGCUUCAAUAGUCCAAAGUAAAGUUCCCAGUGACUCCUCCAGAAGAGUGGAUGUGAAGGAGGCUGUGAGACAGAGCACAGUGCUGAGCCAGGAGGUGCCGCACAGCUGGCUCUGUGACAAUCGUCUGCUGUGUCUCCAGGACCCGACACACAAGAAUAACUGGAACAUUUUCAGGGAAUGCUGGAAGCAGGGGCAGCCUGUAAUGGUGUCUGGAAUGCACAAGAUUCUGAACUCAGACCUGUGGAAGCCGGAGUCGUUCAGAAAGGAGUUUGGCGAGCAGGAAGUGGAGCUGGUGAACUGCCGCACCAAUGAAAUUAUAUCUGGAACCACGGUGGGGGACUUCUGGAAUGGCUUUGAAGAUUUAUCAAAGCGACUUAAAACAAAGGAGGGAGAGUCAAUGGUCCUGAAGCUGAAAGACUGGCCCCCAGGACAGGAUUUCAGGGACAUGAUGCCGACGCGAUUUGAUGAUCUAAUGAACAAUAUACCACUUCCAGAAUACACCAGACGAGUAGGCAAACUGAACCUGGCAUCAAGACUUCCUGAUUAUUUUGUUCGACCUGAUUUGGGACCAAAGAUGUACAAUGCAUAUGGCCUGAUAACGGAUGAGGACAGGAAGUAUGGGACAACAAAUCUCCAUUUGGACAUAUCUGAUGCUGCUAAUGUUAUGGUAUAUGUGGGAAUCCCUAAAGGAGAAGCCGAUCAGGAGAAAGCAGUGAUACAAACCAUAGAGGAUGGAGAUGCAGACGAGCAGACAAUAAAACGUUUGGUUGAAGAAAAGGAGAAGCCUGGAGCUCUAUGGCACAUUUACUCUGCAAAGGACACUGCUAAAAUCCGACAGCUUCUUAAAAAGGUUGCAGAUGAACAAGGACAUGAGAACCCACCAGACCACGAUCCAAUUCAUGAUCAGAGCUGGUAUCUGGACAGGCCCCUGAGGAAAAGGCUACUCCAGGAAUACGGAGUACAGGGCUGGGCUAUUGUGCAGUUUCUUGGGGAUGCAGUUUUCAUCCCAGCCGGAGCUCCACAUCAAGUGCAUAACCUAUACAGUUGUAUUAAAGUGGCUGAAGAUUUUGUGUCACCAGAACAUGUGAAGCAUUGCUUCCGCCUUACUCAGGAAUUCAGAUACCUCUCAAAUACUCACACCAACCAUGAAGAUAAACUACAGGUAAAGAAUGUUAUUUUCCAUGCUGUGAAAGAUGUGCUUGGAAUGCUGAAAACACAUGAAUCAAGCAUAAAGCCAUAAGAAGGUUUCCUACAGGAAUUAACUUUGAAUAAAGAAAAUAGUGUGGUUGUAUUAUACUGACAGUUAUAAAUGUGAUUUACUAAGUUAACACAACUGGGUAUUUUGUUACUGGUUUUUAUUUAUUGUAAAUUUUGGUGUUGCAAAGAAUGUAUGGAUCAGAACCACAAUUAAAUGGUUUGUUGUUACACAUUGUGCAUUUAUUUGUUUGAUCCUAAGAAAACAUUCAUCUUUAUUUUCACUUGUUUAUCUUUUAAUGCAGGGGGGGCCUGGUUAUUUUUUUUUUCUUCCUAUUACUGAAUUAUUUAAAAAUGUUAAGUACUGUGCAAUCAUUUUUAAGCCAGAACUUGGGAUCAAAUUGAUUGGCUUUUAUUUUGUAAUGUUGAAGUAAAUCUUUAAGGAAUUUGAAAUAUUUCUCUUGUGUAAUUGAUUUAAUUAUGGGUGUGACAAAUGUAUAGCUGUUGUGUAAUUUAAAAAAAAAAAAAAAAUUUCCUUUUCGUCACCGUUACCAGGUUAUUGACAUUUCUCAGCCCAAGUGUUUGUAAGGAUGAGAAUAUAGGUCACUGUGAUCUACUGAGCUGCAUCUUCAGAUUAAACUUACUUUAAGAA